GACAGCAACAGACAAACAACGGUCAUUGAAUGCUCUUCGGACAACAAUAUAUAUACUAUGAGAGCCACCAUGCUCUUGGCCAUGGCCGUACUAGGCUGUUGCUGUCUUUUGAGCGACGCUUUCGUAAUUGGUUCAAAAUCUGGAGUCAACUCUUACAAUUUAGUAAAUCCCAGACGCGAAAAUUUAGAAAGUCAGAUUAUAUACCACCCAACUGAAACACUCCGAAGAAACGUCAUCAAGUCCACUCAAGUUAGGCCCGUUGCCCUUACUCGAAAAACCCAACCAGUUGCACCAAAUCAGAAAGUAUAUCCCCCAGCACCACAAGCUCAACGGGCUCAAACCGUCUAUCCCUCAGCUCCACGACCUCAAAACGUCUAUCCACCAGCUCCAAGAGCUCGAAACGUCUAUCCCCAAGCUUCAAGAGCUCAAAAUGUCUAUCCCCCAGCUCCAAGAGCUCAAAAUGUCUAUCCUCCAGCUCCAAGGGCUCAAAAUGUCUAUCCCCCAGCUCCAAGGGCUCAAAAUGUCUAUCCCCCAGCUCCAAGAGCUGAAACUGUCUACCCCCCAGCUCCAAGAGCUCAAAAUGUCUAUCCCCCAACUCCAAGAGCUCAAAAUGUCUAUCCCCCAGCUCCAAGAGCUCAAAAUGUCUAUCUCCCAGCUCCAAGAGCUGAAACUGUCUACCCCCCAGCUCCAAGAGCUCAAAAUGUCUAUCCCCCAACUCCAAGAGCUCAAAAUGUCUAUCCCCCAGCUCCAAGAGCUCAAAAUGUCUAUCCCCCAGCUCCAAGAGCUGAAACCGUCUACCCCCCAGCUCCAAGAGCUCAAAACGUUUAUCCCCCAACUCCAAGAGCUCAAAUUGUCUAUCCACCAGCUCCAAGAGCUCAAAAUAAUGUCUAUCCCCCAGCUCCAAGAGCUCAAAACGUCUAUCCACCAGCUCCAAGAGCUCAAAAUAAUGUCUAUCCCCCAGCUCCACGACCUCAAAAGGUCUCUCCCCAAGCUCCGACAUAUACCCCCAUAGUCACGCCCUCUGGUCCCUCAAGAGUCCAACCCACGGUGUAUGAGAACCCUCCAAACACACAGCCUCAGUAUGUCAUUGCCAAUGGCCAACCUGAUUACUACGGGUCCCAGAUCGAGCAAGGAUACGGCAGGAACACACCUAGACACCAACCCUUCCCCCAUAAUACUAUCAUUAUCAUCAAGGAGGACUACCCUAAUGCUCGUGCUGCUUCCGCCCCUGCCCAGGCUCAAGCCCCUCUCGUCUCAGCCCCUGCUUCAAGCGCAAUCGAUGCGCCUACCCCUGUUUCCGUUCCUGUCCAGGCUCAAGCCCCUCUCGCUCCAGCCCCUGCUUCAAACGUAGUCUCUGCCACCGCUUCUUCCUCAUUCCCGGUUCCAGCAACUAAGACAGGAGCCUCACCACAGGUACCCGCUCCAGAACCCAACUCCCCGGUAAGUUUUGCAUCUGGUCUCUUCCCUGCUGGACCUGAAGGCAGAUACUACGACAAAAUGUUGAGACUCAGCAUGCUCGCUGAAAUGGAGCUUCCGCACUAUGGUGGACAUCAGAACUUGCACCAGCUCGCUCAAACUCUUGGAGCACCUGCCAGCCGGGGUGCAGCUCAGUCUCCAGCUGCCACGUCUGCCUUCCAAGCGCCUUACUUUUCGAAGGGUGCUCAAGGUGCAAGUUACCAAAACAAGUUUGAUCGCUUAUACUCCCUUCAACUCGCUGAGGCACUGGACCUUCCUCCCUUCCCUGGCCACGUAGCGUCAGGUGCUCCCGGUAAACCAAAUGUCGCUAACAGUCCCAAGGAAGCAGCACUGGCAGCGGAACCAGCAUCAGCACCGACAGCAGAACCACCACUACAACCAGCAGUACUGGAAGCAGUACCAGCAGCAAAGGCAGCAACAGACGCAGCAGCAACUCCGGCAGCAACACAGGCAGCGGAACCAGCAGCAACAACACUAGUAGAACAAGCACCAAAGCCACCAGUAGAACCAGCAGCAUACCCCGCUGGUUCACAACAGUUCAAUCCUUAUGACCUCUAUCUCCGCGAGGCUCUUGACUUACCUCUUAUGCCUCUCGCGGGAUAGAUAUGCACAUGUCUACUGACGUUUCAGUCUUUUGUAGCCGAGGACCUGAUGUUGAUGUUCUCCUUCAAACAGAAAUUGAAAUGUCACAUGUUUCUGUGGUGGGAUUAUGUGUGGUCUCAUUUGAAAAAUGAGUAUAUCUUGCAUGUGUGUAUUUUGUUCAAAGCUGGAUGCGUCAAUAAUAAACACCGCAA
This is a messenger RNA of Haliotis rufescens (red abalone), 2270 nucleotides long. RefSeq names its product adhesive plaque matrix protein-like. NCBI's taxonomy places the organism in Eukaryota, Metazoa, Mollusca, Gastropoda, Lepetellida, Haliotidae. The record is from RefSeq and is a predicted model, not a curated record. The transcript is spliced from 3 exons. The coding region runs from base 58 to 2079 and encodes 673 amino acids.